UUUGUUUUAUAAACUUGAACCCACCGGAUACUAUCCCUUCUUUUCCUUCCCCACUCAUCGAAAAUUUUUUCUCUCUUCAACAUCAGACGAACCCUAAUUGUUGGGUCCGCUUCCUUCCUUCUCUCUCCAGUGACCGCUCAGACUGACGAUUGUCGGGCACUAUCCCCGCCGUCAUGUCGAUUACGCUUCUUCUGUCUUAGAUGCUUCUCGGUUCAGCGUGACCAAUUGGUAUUUGAUUUCUCCCACUAAUCGAAUCAAUUGGUGCCUUAAAGAGCUAGAGACGGAAUGAGAUCGAAAGUGGUGAAGGCAGCAGAUGUGGCGCCGCUGUUGCUGGCCAGUGACGGCGUCACCGGCAUGUCGAUUUCUGCCAAUCCGUCUCCAUCUGGUAUGCUUCAUUCGUUGGUGAUGGAAGAGAAACAACACCUAUACCCCUGUGUGGGUUGCCUUUUGAUUAAGAAAAACCAGAUAGGUGAAGAGACUGCUGGAAGAGAAGUCACACCCACACCUUGUGUUGGAUUCCAUCUAAUUUAUAAGGUUUGGGGUUCUUGA
Molecule: messenger RNA, 549 nt
Organism: Lactuca virosa
Lineage: Eukaryota; Viridiplantae; Streptophyta; Magnoliopsida; Asterales; Asteraceae
Source: the annotation of a GenBank genome assembly